This is a messenger RNA of Morchella importuna, 1134 nucleotides long. RefSeq lists its product as uncharacterized. The coding region runs from base 1 to 1134 and encodes 377 amino acids. Lineage: Eukaryota; Fungi; Ascomycota; Pezizomycetes; Pezizales; Morchellaceae. The record is from RefSeq and is a predicted model, not a curated record. The transcript has 3 exons.
AUGCCUGCACCACCUCCCCCUCCCCCGCCACUCCCAUCAUUUGGGGGGGGACCACCACCACCUCCUCCUCCUCCACCGUCUGGUGGAGCUCCUGCUCCCCGUCCAACUGCAAAUAGGGGCGGCCUCAACAAUGAAAUCACAAGAGGUUUCAAGCUCAAGAAAGUCACACAGAUAAACGACCGUAGUGCGCCUGCUGUUGCUGGAAAACCUACAGACAGCGCUCCGGUUAAGGGGCCCAGUUUGGGAGCACCCCCGGUCCCUGGGGGUGCGCCGAGAGUGCCGAGUGGAGCCGCACCAAGGAUUCCCAGUGGGGGUGCUCCUAGCACUCCCGCGAGGUUGAGGGCGAGUAGUGGCAGUAGCAGCUAUACUCCUGCGGAACCUAGCCCUCAGUUGGCGGGUUUGUUUGCCGGGGGUAUGCCAACACUGAGAAGUACAAAGGGCGGAGUGAAUACAGGUGCAAAUCGUGAUUCGGCGGUUUCAGAUUCGUCAGACACCAAUACAACACCGCCCCGGGCAGCCCCAUCAAUCCCGAGACUUCCAACUCUCCGGCCAACAGUUCAUUCCGUCCCGAGCGCACCACAUGGUAUCCGAAAGCCACCACCGACACCUAUUAAGAGGCCGAACUCAUCCGCGCCUUUAAGGCAAGUGCAAAGCUCACCAUCCAGUCCACCACGCGCUACCCCACCCCUGCCUCCACAUGUACCUGGAUCGCUAGCUCCUGGGCGUCCGCCAGUGCCGCCGGUUCGGAAGUCCCCAUCCCCAACAUCAGGUUACGGUGCACCAAGCUCCGCUCCACCGCCCCCGCCUACCGUAGCGCCGAGGCCACCGAGAAGCAACCCUCCUCCGCCUCCACCUCCGCCAACCAAUGGUAACGGGGUCUCUUCAAGACCAGCAGCCCCGCCCCCCCCGCCUCCACCCGUGGCGAGAAGCUUUGUUGAUCCGAGUACCUUCACACUGGGGGGAACAGGAGGAAUUGGAGCCGGUGGGGCCAAGAAAAUUGUCAUUGACGAUAAAAGAUGGAAAUUUAAGAGGGAGCAGGACCUACCAGACCCGAGGCCAUUUACAGGCAUGACGAAAGUUUAUCGGAGUGGUAGGGGAAGUUCAGUGCCGCUCAAUCUGGCGGCAUUGGAGUAG